UGCCUUAGCCGCCGGAGAGCACCUGCCUGCUGCUACUCUGCGUCCGACUACUAGUUUAGCUGCUGCUGCUGCUAGUUUCAGGAGGAUCUGACCUGCUGCUCGCGGAGGCAACUCGCUGGAGGAGGAGCUGAACUGCUGCUCCCGGCGGCAUCGCGUCGGAGGAAGAUCUGAGCUUCCGCUCCUGGAGGAGACACGUCUUCUCUGGCGCUGCUAUCACGCUGACCCCCACGUCUUCUCCGCCGUCUGUGUUGUCCAUCCAUCUCAGAGAAAAAUUAGCCGGCAACAAUGGCGAUGGUGCUGGAUGCAUUUGCGUCCUACCUGGUGGACAUGCUAACGCAGGCAGCAGCAGAUGAGGUGAAGACGAUGUUGGGUGUCUCCGGCGAGAUCGACAAGAUGGGAGACAAGCUUCGGGACCUCAAGAACUUCCUCGUCGAUGCCGAUAGGAGGAACAUCACAGAGGAGACUGUUCAAGAGUGGGUGGGGCAGCUCAAGCGUGCCAUGUAUGAAGCUGCUGACAUCCUUGACCUCUGCCAGCUCAAGGCCAUGAAGCGUGGAUCAUCCUCAGUAGAUGCAGGGUGUUUCAAUCCCUUGCUCUUCUGCAUGAGGAACCCCUUUCAUGCCCGUGAGAUCGGCACCCGCAUCAAGGCACUCAAUCAGAGGCUUGAUGACAUCAAGGAACGCAGCGCUGCUUUUAAAUUCAUUGAUCUUGGGUCCGAUGGGGAUCAUAGCAACAAUACCCAUGCCUCUCGCCAUGGUAAUCCAAGCCGGGAGACGGUAGGAGACUUUGACCGGUCUGCUAUUGUUGGAGACAAGAUUGAAGAAGACACGAGAGCAUUGGUGGCCCAGAUCAUGCAGACGAAAAAGGAUGUCAAUGAUGGCAUCAAGGUGGUCGCUAUCGUAGGUGUUGGUGGGAUCGGCAAGACCACCCUCGCCCAGAAGGUCUUCAAUGAUGAGGCAAUCCAAGGUGAAUUCAGCAAAAAGAUAUGGUUGAGCGUUAACCAAAACUUCGGUGAUGUUGAUUUGCUGAGAAGGGCCAUCAUCGAAGCCGGAGGAGAUGCCCAACCACAUGAAAGUUCAAAGACCAGCCUUCACGAAACCCUCAAGAACACAUUGAUUGACCAAAAGACCUUUCUGGUAAUGGAUGAUGUAUGGAACCAUAGAGCAUGGGAUGACGUGCUGAAAUUACCCUUACUCAAUGCUGCUGCAUCAGGCAGCCGAGUCCUCGUCACUACUAGAGAUGAAGUUGUUGCCAGAGGGGUGAAAGCUAUCUGGCCGUACCACCAUGUCGACACAUUAGCGCCUGAAGAUGCCUGGUCAUUGCUCAAGAAACAGGUGCGCUCAAGUGAGAUAGAUGAAGACCACAUCAAUAAGCUAAAGGAUAUCGGACUGAAAAUUAUACAGAAAUGUGGUUGUUUACCAAUUGCUGUUAAAGUAAUGGGAGGACUCUUGCGUGAAAGAGGGGGGCUACGUCGUGGCUGGCAGCAGGUUUUGGAUGACUCUAAAUGGUCAAGAACUAAAAUGCCCGAUGAGCUCAACCACACAGUAUACUUAAGCUAUGAAUAUAUGCCUUCUUACCUGAAGCAGUGCUUUCUGUACUACUCUCUUCUUCCUAAAAGUAGAAUUUUUACUAUGAAUGAAGUUGUUGCAAUGUGGAUUAGUGAAGGAUUUAUUCAUGGAAAUUCUAAUGAUUUAGAAGAAUCGGGAGAAAAUUACUACAAGGAGUUGGUAUCUAGGAACCUGAUAGAGCCAGAUAAAUCUUAUGUUGAUAUAUGGGUUUGCAGUAUGCAUGAUGUUGUCCGCUCGUUUGCUCAGUAUAUGACUAAAGAUGAAGCACUUGUAACUCAAGACGGAGACAAAAAUAUUCUUGCUAAACUUGGUUCACAAAAGUUUCUUCGGUUAUCCAUAGAAACUAACCGAUCACAAUCAGGUGAACUUGAUUGGAAAUCUCUACAAGCACAACAAUCAGUGAGAACAUUGAUCUCAACUAUCCAGAUUAAGAUGAAGCCUGGUGAUUCCUUGGUUAAUUUUUCUAGUUUGCGGACUCUGCAUAUUGAAUCUACAAAUAUGGUUGUAUUGGUUGAAUCAUUGCAUCAGCUCAAGCACCUGAGGUAUCUAACACUAGUAAAUGCUGGUAUGUCUGUACUUCCGGGAAACAUUGUCAAGAUGAAACUAUUGCAAUUCCUUGACAUUGCUAGAUGUACAAAAUUGGUGAAUCUUCCUGACAAUAUCGUGAAGCUUGGCCAGCUGUGGAUACUUGCACUUCCCAAAGCAAGUAUGGUUCCUAGAGGGUUCGGUGGUCUGACAAAUAUGAGGAGACUACGUAUGUUUCGAGCCCAUAUGGAUGUUGAUUGGUGCAGUUUGGAUGAGUUGGGGCCUCUUUCCCAGCUCAGAUUUCUUGCAUUAGUUGAAUUAGAGAAUGUAUCUGCUGCCUCGUUUGCUUCUAAUGCUAGGCUCGGCGAGAAGACACAUCUUAUCAAGCUAUUCCUGUGCUGCACAAGUAAACUGGGAGAUGAUGGGUUGGUCAAAGAGAAGGAAGAUGUCUCCGAGGAAGAGCAGCAACGAAUUGAGAAGGUUCACGAUAAGCUCUGCCCUCCACCUGGUGUAGAACUUCUUCAAAUCAAGGGGUAUUUUGGCCGGCAACUCCCGAGAUGGAUGAUGUCCACAUCAAUGGUGUCUCUCAACAACUUGAAGACUUUAUUUUUUGAUGACCUGGCUUGUUGCACACAACUUCCGAAUGGGUUGUGCCAGCUCCCUAAUCUGCAGUUCCUACAGGUCUCUCGUGCUCCAUGCAUCAAACAUGUCGGGACUGGAUUCUUGGAGGCGCCAGCAGCUUCAUUUGCAAGGUUAAAUGAAAUGAAAUUGUUCGCCAUGGUGGAAUGGGCGGAGUGGGACUGGGAGGAACAAGUACAAGCCAUGCGCCGUUUGGAGAAACUCGUGCUCAUGAAUUGCAAACUGAGGCACGUUCCUCCAGGCCUUGCCUCCAGUGCAAGAUCUUUGAAAAUAUUAGGUCUACAAUAUGUCAAGCACCUUAGCUACAUUGAGAGCUUUCCUUCUGUUGUUGAGCUUCUAGUGAAUCGAUGCCCUGACCUGGAGAGGAUCACCAAUCUCCCCAAUCUGCAGAAGCUUUCCAUCAUGUACUGCCCAAAGUUGAAGGUGCUGGAGCGUAUCGCUUCUCUUGAGAGGCUGGUCCUGGAGGAUUACAACAUGGAAAAACUCCCAGAAUACAUGCGAAACAUAAAGCCAAAGCAUUUGCAGUUAUUCUGCAGGCUAUGGUUGCUCUCUGUGGUUGCCACGGGACAAUCUGGCACUGAGUGGGACAAGUUCGGCCAAGUGGAGCAUGUCAAGGCAUAUGCAGGUGAUGGAGACAGCCAAAGAAAAUGGUAUGUUUUGUACACGAGAGGAGACAACUGCAAGUUGGAUUCAAAUAUUAGCAGCUCUACCGUAUUUGAAGAAACCUUAUCAUCUUCUAUGGUGGAUGCGCAAGGAUUUGACGCUCUGUAUAAAAUGAGAAGAAGUACCUUUAGUUACAUCUGCAGCUUGGUGAGGAUCCCAUUUUUCGAAGGUAUGAUGGCACGGGAUCACACCUUUGUUGAUGGAAGAUUGUUGUCUUUACAAGAUGGAGUAGCUGUCGCUCUGAGGGUACUGAACUCUGGUGACUCUCCGCUUACCGUAGGAUCCUCUCUUGGUGUGAAUGAGUCAACUGUCUCGUUGGUAACUCAGCUGUUUGUUCAGGCUAUGUGCCAGCGAGCAAUGCACCACUUGGGCUGGCCAGGCUCUGCCAAAAUGGAGAAGAUCAAGAACAAGUUUCACAAGAUCCAUGGCCUGCCAAACUGUUGCGGUGUUGUACAUACAACUCACAUCCCGUUUGGAUCAGAAAACCAUGACCAUGGUGUGCUAUUGCAAGCCAUGUUUUAUCCAGAUCUGAGGUUCGCAAACACUUGGCGGGGGGCGUCAGGUAGCAUGAACCAGUUGAGCCUUUUGCAUGAUUCUUCGCUCUUCAAGUCCUGCCAGGAGGGUACUGUGCUGAAUGGCAGGAAGCUGAAUUUAUCAGAUGGCUUGGAUGUUGGGGAAUAUAUAAUUGGUGAUGCAGGAUACCCUCUUCUCCCCUGGCUUCUCACACCUUACCGCCUGGAAGACAAGGACCUCCUUUUUGCAGAUUUCCCUCCUUAUCAAGCCGAGUUCAACAGAAGACACUCUGCAGCAUUAGACAUCACCCUCUCUGCGCUGAGGAGGUGGAAAGACACUUGGAAGAUCCUGCACAGAGGGGUUGGUUCAUGUCCACCUUCUCAAACAAUCUGUGCGUGCUGCAUAUUGCAUAAUAUAGUGAUAGACAUGCAGGAGGAGGAGGAGGAGGAGGAGGAGGAGGAGGUGCGCCGGUUAGCAGACGAGGAUGCGGUCAGGAUGAGGGAUAUACUGUCCCGGCACUUGAUGGAAUCUGGAGGCCACACAAUGGCUGUUGCAGAGGCGGACCAACAAGCAGCAGCAGUUGCAUCUGGUUCGGGAGAUGGAAACAAUGAGCAAGGAGCAUGCCGACGACAAAGAGCAGAUCGAGGGAAGGAGAAAGUGCAUGCAUGAUAGCUAGAUAAAGAGAUGAGAUCAA
Molecule: messenger RNA, 4600 nt
Organism: Triticum aestivum (bread wheat)
Lineage: Eukaryota; Viridiplantae; Streptophyta; Magnoliopsida; Poales; Poaceae
Product: disease resistance RPP13-like protein 4
Exons: 5
Coding region: 286-4575 (1429 amino acids)
Molecular function (GO): ADP binding
Source: RefSeq, a predicted model, not a curated record